Molecule: messenger RNA, 878 nt
Organism: Chrysochloris asiatica (Cape golden mole)
Lineage: Eukaryota; Metazoa; Chordata; Mammalia; Afrosoricida; Chrysochloridae
Gene: SPSB2
Product: splA/ryanodine receptor domain and SOCS box containing 2
Exons: 2
Coding region: 87-878 (263 amino acids)
Biological process (GO): intracellular signal transduction; proteasome-mediated ubiquitin-dependent protein catabolic process
Cellular component (GO): SCF ubiquitin ligase complex
Molecular function (GO): protein binding
Source: RefSeq, a predicted model, not a curated record
GAUCCAGGUCAGUCCGGAAUUGAAGCUGAACUUUGAGAAGAGAGACACCCCAGCAAGACUCAGGAGUCUUACAACUUCUUACCUUCAUGGGCCAGACGGCCCUGGCAGGGGGCAGCAGCAGCACCCCCACCCCACAGACCUUGUAUCCUGAUCUCUCUUGUCCUGAGGGUUUGGAGGAGCUGCUGUCUGCGCCCCCUCCAGACCUGGGGGCCCAACGGCUCCACGGCUGGAACCCUAAGGACUGUUCAGAAAACAUCGAGGUCAAUGAAGGGGGGUUGUGCUUUGAGCGGCGGCCUGUAGCCCAGAGCACUGAUGGGGUUCGGGGUAAGAGAGGCUACUCCAGGGGGCUGCACGCCUGGGAGAUCAGCUGGCCCCCAGAGCAGAGGGGUACCCAUGCUGUGGUGGGCGUGGCCACGGCCCUUGCCCCGCUGCAGACUGACCACUAUGCGGCGCUGCUGGGCAGUAACAGCGAGUCAUGGGGCUGGGACAUUGGGCGCGGAAAGCUGUACCAUCAGAGCAAAGGGCCAGGGGCCCCUCAGUAUCCAGCCGGACCGCAGGGUGAACAGUUGGAGGUGCCAGAGAGGCUGCUGGUGGUUCUGGACAUGGAGGAGGGAACUCUGGGCUACUCUAUUGGGGGCACCUACCUGGGGCCAGCCUUCCGUGGACUGAAAGACAAGACCCUCUAUCCAGCAGUAAGCGCUGUCUGGGGCCAAUGCCAAGUUCGCAUCCGCUACCUGGGGGAGAGGAGAGCGGAGCCUCACUCCCUUCUGCACCUGAGCCGCCUGUGCGUGCGCCAAGCUCUGGGGGAUACUCGGCUUGGCCAGGUAUCUGCUCUGCCUCUACCCGCUGCCAUGAAGCGCUACCUGCUCUACCAGUGA